Bipolaris maydis ATCC 48331 is the source of this 540-nucleotide messenger RNA. RefSeq names its product 40S ribosomal protein uS19. NCBI's taxonomy places the organism in Eukaryota, Fungi, Ascomycota, Dothideomycetes, Pleosporales, Pleosporaceae. Gene Ontology annotation, molecular function: RNA binding; structural constituent of ribosome. Gene Ontology annotation, cellular component: ribosome; cytosolic small ribosomal subunit. The record is from RefSeq and is a predicted model, not a curated record. Gene Ontology annotation, biological process: translation; ribosomal small subunit assembly.
AUGGCUGACGCUGACUACGAUCCCGAGGCCGCAGCUGCCCUCAAGGCCAAGAGGGCGUUCCGCAAGUUCUCUUACCGCGGUGUCGACCUUGACCAGCUCCUCGACCUCGGCUCUGAGGAGCUCCGUGACCUCGUCCACGCCCGCGCCCGCCGCAGGUUCAACCGCGGUCUCAAGCGCAAGCCCAUGGGUCUCAUCAAGAAGCUCAGGAAGUCCAAGCAGGAGGCCCGCCCCAACGAGAAGCCCGACCUCGUCAAGACCCACCUCCGUGACAUGAUCGUUGUCCCCGAGAUGAUUGGCAGCGUCAUCGGUGUCUACUCCGGAAAGGAGUUCAACCAGGUCGAAAUCAAGCCCGAGAUGGUCGGCCACUACCUUGCAGAGUUCUCCAUUUCAUACAGGCCAGUCAAGCACGGAAGGCCCGGUAUUGGUGCCACUCACUCUUCCCGUUUCAUUCCUCUCAAGUAAACGACUGGGUUAUGGUUGCAUGGGUUCUUUAGUGGGGCGGACAAUGUACUUGACGACCUACAACGAAUACAGGUGUUA